CCGGUGAUCAAAUGUAGCGACUAUUAUAGCCAUGGCAACUCAAAUCGUAGCACCGUCAUUGUUUGGCUUCUCCCGUGAAAGCAAGUAUAGAUAUGAUGUUUUCCUGAGUUUCAGAGGUGAAGAUACUCGCCGCUCCUUCACCGUCUUCCUCUAUGAAGCUUUGCGUCGGAAAGGAAUCAACGCCUUCAUCGACGACAAGAAGCUUGGGAAAGGGGAAGAGAUCUCACCUACGCUUCUUAAAGCCAUUGAGAGAUCCAGGAUUUCCAUUAUUGUGUUCUCUAGGAACUAUGCUACUUCCACAUGGUGUCUAGAGGAACUCGCACACAUCAUUUGGUGUAAGAAGCAGAAGAACCAGUUGGUUAUGCCCGUCUUUUACAAGGUAGAUCCGUUGGAUGUUCAAUAUCAGAGAAACAGCUUCGGAGAUGCCAUGGCUACUCUUGAAGAUAGAUUCAGAGAUGACUUGGAGAAAGUGCGAAAAUGGAGAUCUGCUUUGUCCGAAGCUGCUAGUUUGUCAUCAGCAUGGCUUUUCGAUGAUGGAGACGAAGACAAGUUUAUUGAAAGGAUUGUCGAAGAUGCAUUUGCUAAGCUGCCUCCUAAACGCUUUCAUAACACUGAUCAUAUGGUUGGACUUGAGCCCCGCAUAAAAGAGGUGAUGUCAAUUCUAAAUAAAUCUGAUGAUCGUGUUUGUAUGUUGGGGGUCCAUGGAAUUGGUGGAAUUGGCAAAACAACUCUUGCAAAAGCUAUUUAUAAUUCAAUCUUCUACGAAUUUGAAGGUCAUUGUUUUUUGUUUGAUGUAAAAGAAGCAUCAAAGAAAUACAAGGGCAUUGUCCGCCUUCAACAGACACUUCUAUCAGAAAUUCUAGAAGAGAAGAGGAUGAAAUUUGGCAGUGUUGAUGAAGGAAUAUCAAAAAUAAAACAUAGACUCUCUCACAAAAAGGUUUUGUUGGUUCUUGAUGAUGUUGAUGAGGUUGAACAGUUAGAACAACUAGCAGGGGGAUGUGAUUGGUUUGGUUGUGGAAGCAAGAUCAUUAUUACUACAAGAAACAAACAAUUGCUAAUUGCAUGUAAUGUUAAAAAGACAUAUGAAAUGAAGAAGCUACAUGAGCAUUACUCUCUGGAGCUCUUUUGUUGGUACGCCUUUCAUAUGAGCCAACCUCCAAAAGGCUAUAAAAAUAUGUCCAUUCACGUUACAAGGUAUGUACGUGGCCUUCCUUUGGCUUUGAAAGUAAUAGGCUCCAAUUUGGCACAUAAAAGCAUUGAGGAAUGGAGAUCUAUAUUGAAGCAAUAUGAUGAGAUUCCAGAAAGAACAAUUCAUCAUGUCCUGAAGAUAAGUUAUGAUUGUUUACAAGAGUGUGCUAAGGGUAUUUUCUUAGAUAUUGCUUGCUUCUUCAAAGAGGAGAAAUUGGAAUUUGUUGAAGCAAUAUUAGAAGCUUGUGAUCGUGGGGCAAGGUUUUAUAUUGAAGUUCUCGUUGAUAAAUCUUUGAUAACUAUUAAUGAUAAAGGUUAUUUGUACAUGCAUGAUUUAAUACAACAAAUGGGUAGAGAGAUUGUUAGGCAAGAAGCACUAUCGGAUCCUGGCAAACGCAGCAGAUUAUGGUAUUACAAAGAUGUUCUCAAAGUACUACAUGAAAAUUUAGGAGGCAACAAUAUUGAAGGAAUAAUACUUGAUCCACCUCACCAGGAAGAAGUGAAAUGUAGUGAUUCAGCCUUUGAGAAGAUGAAUAAUCUUAGAAUCAUCAUUGUUCGCAAUACUCAAUUUUUGACAUGUCCUAAAUAUCUUCCGAAUAGUUUAAUAUUACUAGAUUGGCAGGGAUAUCCUUCUAUGAAUUUGCCACCAGAUUUUUCGCCUCCAAAACUAGUUUGCCUCAAGAUAUACGGCAGUCCUUUCAGCUUGGAGGUAUCGUUCGAGAGAUUUGAAUAUUUGACGUAUUUGGACUUCUCAAAGUGUGAAUUCAUAAGUGAAGUCCCUGACAUGUCUCAGUUUCAAAAUUUAAAAACAUUGAGCUUUCGUGAAUGUCGCAGUCUGAUCAAAGUUCAUGAUUCUGUGGGAUCUCUCUUCAAGCUAGUGAAAUUAGACGUUCUUGAAUGCAUCAAACUCACAAGCUUUCCACAUGAAAUCAAGAUGCCAUCUCUUCAAGAGUUUAAUAUUAGUGAUUGCAAGAGUCUUGAAAUACUUCCCAGAAAUCGUGGGAAACAUGGAUCCACUGAUGAGUGUGCUUAUUUGGAGAGACUAGAUCUGAGUGCCUGCAAGAGGCUAAGAGACAUACCAGAGUUACCAUUAACUCUGCAGAGCAUAGCUGCAGAUAAGUGCAUGUCAUUAACUUUGGAGUCGAUACGUCAUUUAUGGUCUCAGGCAAAAGAGGGCUUUCGCGUGGAAAUCGUUAUGCCAGCAAUAUCAUUUCCUGAUUGGUUACACUUUUGUUGUAAAGGUGGCAAAUUGUCUUUUCGUGUCCGUGGAAAUUUCCCACAAAUCCUCAUCGCAUACGAAACAGGGAAGGCAAACACAAGUGGGAUAUACACAUUAGAAGUUUUUAUGAGGAUCAAUGGUAGUAAAAAAAUGCCAUGGGUACAAAGUGAUCGUGAUGCAAGAGAAAAGGGUCGUUUUGUGCUUUCUGUAGGAUAUCAAGCUCAUGUAUUCUUCUAUGAUCUACUAAGUGAUUUUAGUGAAGAAGAGUUGGAGGAGCUUAAUAAGUUUUUGGAUUUGGAAUGGAAUGAUGUGGACAUACAAGUUACGUCUGACUCACCAGCUGAUAUGUCCAUAAUUAACUGUGGUAUUUAUGUCAAUAAGCAACAGACAAGUAUGGAAAAUGUUCAGUUCAAGUCUCCUUUGCGUUCCAUGAAUGCUUCAAGAGCUUCGCUGAAACGAAGAGCAGUAGCUUCUCAUCCCAACGAACCACCCAAGAAGCAUUUGAGAAGGUUCAAAGAGAAGAUCAAUUGCACAAGAAGGACAAGAUUCGCCAUUGCGAUUAUCUCAGCCAUGGCGAUUCAACCGGCAGCAUCAUCAUCCCAUACCUUUACCAAGUACAGAUACGACGUUUUCUUGAGUUUCAGAGGCGAAGACACUCGCCACUCUUUCACUGUCAUUCUCUACGAUGCCUUGCGUAGGAAGGGAAUCAACGCCUUCAUUGAUGACAGAAAGCUUGGGAAAGGGGAAGAGAUCUCGCCUACGCUUCUUAAAGCCAUUGAGAGAUCAAGGAUUUCCAUUAUUGUGCUCUCUAGAAACUAUGCUACUUCCACUUGGUGCCUGGAGGAACUCGCCCACAUCAUUUGGUGUAAGAAGCAGAAGAAUCAGGUGGUCAUGCCCAUCUUUUACAAGGUCGAUCCGUUGGAUGUUCAGUAUCAGAGAAAUAACUUUGAGGAAGCCAUGGCUACCCUUGAAGAUAGGUUCAGAGAUGAUUUAGAGAAAGUGUGGAAAUGGAGGUCUGCCUUGUUUGAAGCUGCUAGUUUGUCAUCAGCAUGGCUUUUCCAAGAUGGAUACGAAAUUGGGUUUAUUGAAAGGAUUGUUGAAUAUGUGUAUGCUAUGCUUCCUCCUAAACCAUACCAUAACAUAGAACACAUGGUUGGACUUCAGCCUCGGGUAGAAAAAGUGAUCUCGCUUCUAAAUAAAUCUGACAAAGGUGAUUGCAUGUUGGGCAUUCAUGGAAUUGGCGGAAUUGGCAAAACAACCCUUGCAAAAGCUAUCUAUAAUUCGAUCUUCUACCAAUUUGAAGGUGCGUGUUUCUUGUUUGAUGUCAAUGAGGCAUCAAAAAAAUUCCAGGGCAUUGUUCAUCUUCAACAAAAACUUCUAUCUGAUAUUCUAGAGGAAAAGAUUACGAGGUUUGGUAGCGCUGACCAAGGAAUAUCUAAAAUAAAACACAGACUCUCCCGUAAAAGAGUUUUGUUGGUUCUUGAUGAUGUGGAUGAGAUUGAACAGUUAGAACGACUUGCAGGGGGGUGUGAUUGGUUUGGUUGUGGAAGCAAGGUCAUUAUAACAACAAGACAUAAGCAAUUGCUCAUUGCUCAUAAUGUUAAAAGAAUAUAUGAAUUGACGGAGCUAGAUGAUCAUGAUUCUCUUGAACUCUUUUGUUGGCAUGCCUUUCGUAUGAGCCUACCCCCUAAAGGCUAUGAACAGAUGUCUAGUCAUGUGAUAAGUUAUGCAAAGGGCAUUCCUCUUGCUUUAAAAUUAGUUGGCGCCAAUUUAGCAAAUAAAAACUUAGAGGAAUGGAGGUCUACAUUGGAACAAUAUGAUCGGGUUCCAGAAAGAACAUUACAUGAAGUACUAAAGAUAAGUUAUGACUGCUUACAAGAUGGUGCUAAGAUUAUUUUCUUGGACAUUGCUUGUUUCUUUGAAGAGGAGAUAUUGGGUUCUAUUGAUGAGAUAGUAGAAGCUUGCGAUUAUGGUGCAAGGUUUUAUAUUGAAGUGCUUAUUGAUAGAUCUCUUUAG
This is a messenger RNA of Neltuma alba, 4423 nucleotides long. RefSeq names its product disease resistance protein RML1B. The record is from RefSeq and is a predicted model, not a curated record. Lineage: Eukaryota; Viridiplantae; Streptophyta; Magnoliopsida; Fabales; Fabaceae. The transcript is spliced from 8 exons. Gene Ontology annotation, biological process: signal transduction; defense response. The coding region runs from base 32 to 4423 and encodes 1463 amino acids. Gene Ontology annotation, molecular function: ADP binding.